UUGACGGAGAGAGAAGACAGAUAGAGAGAGAGAGAGAGCGCGAUCGCGAUCGCGAUCGUGAGAGCGAUUUCGAGAGAGAGAUAUCGAGAUCUAGGGAGAGAUUGCGAUAGAGAGAACGAUUGAUGUCUAGCUUGAGCGAUUGAUGUUCGAUUGAGAGGAGGAAUUGCGUUGGAUUGAGAUUCAAUCGAUCUGUUGAGGUAUUUUUGAGUAUGUUGUUAGAUUUGAUUAGUUAUUCAGUUGAUGUACUUUUCAUUUAGUAGUGAUGUAUGUUGCUUUGUGAUUCGUUGUAGCUUUGUGGUGCGUGAGGAGAUGCAGGUUGAUGGAGUCGAGCAGAUGAGGGAAACGGAGAAUUCGUUGAUUUUGUUUUGUAAAUACAAUGGAUUGUGUGCUGGAAUAAAGUUGUCUCGGUCGUCGAGAAUUGGAGAUUUUAUGAAGAUAUUGUGUGGCAAGUUUAGUGAGUUGAGAAGACACUCAUUGCAACUCUUUUAUGCUAUACGUGAUCAUCCUAGUACCAUGUUAUAUAAUGAUGAAGAUUUGGAGGUGAUGUUUGCUGUAGCUGAUAGUAUUGGAUUGAAUUGCAUUGAAGUUACAGUAGUAGAUAGUCGUGGUUUUGGAUAG
Molecule: messenger RNA, 618 nt
Organism: Rhododendron vialii
Lineage: Eukaryota; Viridiplantae; Streptophyta; Magnoliopsida; Ericales; Ericaceae
Exons: 2
Coding region: 241-618 (125 amino acids)
Source: RefSeq, a predicted model, not a curated record